Messenger RNA from Cuscuta epithymum, 2612 nucleotides. NCBI's taxonomy places the organism in Eukaryota, Viridiplantae, Streptophyta, Magnoliopsida, Solanales, Convolvulaceae. The record is from the annotation of a GenBank genome assembly.
GUAACACUUAACUUUCAUCAUCAUCCUAACCAUCACAUGAGAAACACACGAAGAACAUUAUAAAACACCUUCGACUUCAGGUUGAGAACUCCCCCACAACUCUUCCAUCUCUCUGGUAUUCACAACAUCCCGCCGGAGCAGCCAUUUUACAACGCUCUACCUUCUCGGAGAUCAACAAAUCAAACCGAUUAACUAGUUUUCAAUUACUUCUAAAAGCUUUUCCAUUUCCAGAUUUUCUUUCAGACUUGAUCCAGAGCUUGUUACCUCCCAUUGGAAGCAUCAGUCUCCCGUUUUCCUUAAUAUCGCGGUUUCGUUCUUUAACCCUGAUUCCGCAUUAAAUACAGCUAUAUGUAUGUAUAAUACUCCGUAGAUAGAAUAUAUAAGUGCAAGUGAAAGGUUUUUUCUUUUUUGAGAAAUCCAAGUAAAAUGACGAUCGAGUCGAUGCCCGGUAGCUCAGGGUACUUAGACGUUGGCGACAGGAAGGUCACGUAUUUCAGUAAUCGUUAUGUCCUUGGUUUGACCGUCAUCGCUGGUAUUGGGGGCCUCCUUUUUGGCUACGAUACAGGAGUAAUUUCUGGAGCACUUUUGUACAUUAAAGAUGAAUUUGAGGAGGUGAAUCAAAGCAGUUUCCUACAGGAAACUAUUGUCAGCAUGGCUUUGGUUGGAGCUAUGAUUGGAGCUGCUGCAGGAGGAUGGAUUAAUGAUGCUUAUGGGCGGAAAAAAGCUACUCUUUCAGCAGAUGUUGUUUUCACAAUGGGAGCCAUUGUUAUGGCUGCAGCUCCAGGUCCAUAUGUCCUUAUACUUGGACGACUUUUGGUUGGUCUCGGGGUUGGUGUGGCUUCUGUCACUGCUCCUGUUUACAUUGCUGAAGCAUCACCGUCUGAAAUUCGGGGAGGACUUGUGAGCACCAAUGUACUGAUGAUUACUGGUGGACAGUUUCUUUCCUACCUUGUCAAUCUUGCUUUCACCGAGGUCAGGUGUUCAUGAUUUGCUCUACCCUUCAACUUUAUCUUGUAAUUCAUUUUGAUUAUUAUAAAUGAGUUUUAGGUUUCUUAAAUUUUGUGAGCUUCAAUAGUAAAUUGUGAUAAAAUCACAAAUCUUUAAAUAAUUUUACUCGUUUUUGCUUAUGCCAUCUUAAGUCUAAAAAAAAAUGGGGUUCCCAAGUCCUUGAAGUCCUAAAUCAACCGAAAAGGAGGGGAUUUAACCUGAUGUGAAUCGGACACACAGAGUGCCUGAUUCAUUUAGACAUCAGGAUGCGUGGGCACAGUAGUAUUUUCUUUCUCAUGUUGAUGUUAUGCUUUGAAGAAGCAGCAUCAAGAUAGAUUUAUGGGGCUUGCAUUAUAGUUUUCACUAUGAGUAAUAUCCCUGGGACUUGGAGAUGGAUGCUUGGAGUGUCUGCUGUGCCAGCUGUUAUACAGUUCUGUCUUAUGUUAUUUAUGCCCGAGUCUCCACGGUGGCUCUACAUGAAGAAUGAUAAAUCGAAGGCUACAGUUGUUCUUUCCAAAAUCUAUGAUCCUUAUCGCUUAGAGGAGGAGAUUGAUCAGUUAGCUACUGCCUUAGAGGAAGAAAGCUUUAGAAAGAAAUCUGUCAGAUACACAGAUGUUUUCAAAUCAAAAAAGCUUAGACUUGCAUUUUUUGCUGGAGCUGGACUGCAGGCAUUCCAACAGUUGACUGGCAUCAAUACAGUCAUGUACUAUAGUCCAACAAUAGUGCAAAUGGCUGGCUUCCGUUCAAACCAAAUAGCUUUACUUAUCUCACUUAUUGUCGCGCUGAUGAAUGCCUUUGGCACAAUCCUGGGAAUUUACCUCAUUGACCAUAUCGGGCGCAAAAAGUUAGUCCUGACGAGUUUAUCUGGUGUGAUAGUUUCCCUUGUUCUUCUCGCCGGAUCUUUUAUAAUCUUAGACCCGUCAUCUACCACGGGCCACGGGCUGUACGGAUGGGUUGCAGUUAUAGGCCUGGUUCUUUACAUUGCCUUCUUUUCCCCUGGGAUGGGCCCUGUGCCUUGGACAGUGAGCUCAGAAAUAUACCCCGAAGCAUACCGAGGUAUAUGUGGCGGAAUGUCGGCCACUGUUAACUGGAUAUCCAAUAUCAUAGUGUCAGAGAGUUUCCUGUCAUUGGCAGACGCCAUAGGCACCGGUGGCACUUUCUUGGUAUUUGCUGGUAUGGCUGUUGCUGCCUUUGGGUUUGUGGUGGCUUUUGUGCCCGAGACCAAGGGCCUGACGUUCGAGGAAGUCGAUAGCAUCUGGAAGGAUAGAGCUUAUGGAAAUGGCUCCUCUGCCAGAGAAGCUCUUGUUGUACCUGGAAACCAAUCUCGAGAGUAGGGAGGCAGCUCUUCCCUUAUCUAAUUAGUUUGUCUGUAGAUAUAUGUCGAGUUAUAGUGUUUAGUCCCGAGUGCAGUUUUCUGUGCAUUUGUUGCGGUGAUGCACUGGCGGCUCGUAUUUGUGGUGUAGAAUAAUACUCUUUAUUUUGAAUGUCCUUGGUCUAUAUAGACUUUAUUUAAUCAUCUACCUGUCUGGCACUCUGGCUUGGGUUGGUGUCAAAUCUCCAAGUCAAGAAGGUUAAAUAAAACAUAUUAUCUCUACCAAUUAUAUUAGGGAAAUUCUAUUGAAAGC